This is a messenger RNA of Dacryopinax primogenitus, 663 nucleotides long. RefSeq lists its product as uncharacterized. The record is from RefSeq and is a predicted model, not a curated record. Lineage: Eukaryota; Fungi; Basidiomycota; Dacrymycetes; Dacrymycetales; Dacrymycetaceae. The coding region runs from base 1 to 663 and encodes 220 amino acids. The transcript has a single exon.
AUGAGGAAAGACUGCAGGAAGGGUCAAGUGACUCUGCAAUUCAACAAUGGCCAGAAUGGUGUUUGGGCGGCUUACCUGGAUGCACAAGAUCCCAAGUGGCACAUACUUGAGAUCAAAGUUGAUUUUGAUGGGAAGCAACCUCAACUUUGUCCCCCUCCUACUCAAGACAUCUUGUGGACUGAAGAUAAGGCAAGCAUGGAGAGUGAGACUGACCCUGCAUCAACAUCUCCCCCACCUCAACUGACCCCAUCAAUCCCUUCCCCAACUACACAGCAUUCCCCUGAAGCCAAUGUUAUCAUGAUGGACUCUGAUGACAAGACCCCUGCAAGAAAGAGUUUUGGGGAUGAAGAUUAUGACUUCAACUGUGCAACCCCAAGCUUGGGGGAGGAGGAAGAUGAAGAAGUGAUGAUUGAGGAGAUUGUUUUGGCCUUGAGGCAACAUGCAGCUUCUACCAGCACCACAGACAUUGGAUCUAGGAAUCCAAAGGGGAAGGGGAAAGAUCUGAAGGGGAAGGGGAAAGGAAAGGGAUCCAAGCAUUCUCCAUCUCUCUCCCCUGAGCUCAGAGGGACAUCAAAGAAGAUCAAGACUGGCACAGCAACCUGCUGGAAAGGCCCUGCAGCAAAGCCUUGGCCUCCUCUGUUGAAGAUCCACCCAAAGGUCUGA